ACAACAUGUCCACUUCCUACCCUGUCCCAGAACGUCCCUUCAUACAGACAAACCCAGGUGUAGCCUCUCAGCCUCGCAGCUCUACACCAGGGUCACGCGCGACAGGCGGCGCGAAACGCGGUCGGAAACCCAAAGCGGCAGGAUCCAUUUCUUCCACCAACUCUCCUCGACCACCUGCUCUGUCACCGCUGCCGGGAUCCAGUCAGGGCACCGAGUUUCAGUGGAACAACUUGCCGGCAACCGCUUUUGCAAGCUCGAGCAAUGGUGGUGCCUCAGCAGCGGGUCAACAGCGACGAUCGCCAUCACAGCCACAGCCAGCGGUCGCGUCCGAGUCGGGAGUCACGCUCAGCCUUCCUGGGGCCGAGGCAGCCUCUGCAGUACCUAGGCCGCCUGGAGUCGCAGUGCCAGGGGAGGAAGAUGGAGAAGGCGAGGACGAUCACGAGAUGCUGCCGGCGAUGGCAGACGACGAUUACUCUGCGCAACUAUCCUUCCAGAGUCAGUCCAAAGACAAUCUGAAAGUUUUGAUGGACAACCUGAGUCCGGAACAGUAUGACCGGUUUGAAGCGUACCGCCGACACGCGCUUCCCAAACAGGCAGUCCGAAAGGUCAUCCAGCAAACACUCGGUCAACAAGCCUCUAUGCCCGUGGCACAGAUCGUGGCUGGAUUCGGCAAAGUUUUCGUAGGGGAGAUUGUCGAGAAAGCACGGGUUGUUCAACAGCGGCGCGGCGAGACUGGCCCGCUGUCUCCGGACCAUCUGCGCGAAGCAUAUCGCAUGUAUCAACAGGAGACAGGUCGGGUGGGCGCAGCACGUCCGCUGCGCGCUAAGCGAACCUUUGUCCGUUAAGACGCCGCGUUCGGAUCCAGUCAGCUGCUACGCCGGAUGUUCUGGCUUCUUGGCAGGUAUGUGACCCCCCUUCUCCGCGCUUGACGGCGUUGUUAGGACAUACUCAAUGGGGAUGCAUUUAUCGUAGAGAUCAUGAAGGGUGGUGGUGGCGCUCGCUGGCACAUUUCACCCAGUUGAUGAAGCUUCUUCGACGGCGGCGAAGCAGAAGCAGAAGGUCUGCACUCAGGAAGCGUAUCCGCGUGUUGCGUAUGUACAUUUACCGGGACUUGGGCGCUGCGAUCGUAUCCCUGCACUGAGCAGCGUGACAGGACACUCCACGGUUGUCCAGAGACCUGUGUCGCGCAUUGAUCUGUGAAUUACUACCAGGUUUCAAUUUCAUAUCCAGAAUUUUAUCCGUCAGGCGCUUCCAGCUUGUUCCAAUA
Messenger RNA from Fomitopsis serialis, 1267 nucleotides. Its product is annotated as hTAFII28-like protein conserved region-domain-containing protein. The record is from RefSeq and is a predicted model, not a curated record. Gene Ontology annotation, molecular function: protein heterodimerization activity; transcription coactivator activity. NCBI's taxonomy places the organism in Eukaryota, Fungi, Basidiomycota, Agaricomycetes, Polyporales, Fomitopsidaceae. Gene Ontology annotation, biological process: transcription initiation at RNA polymerase II promoter; RNA polymerase II preinitiation complex assembly. The transcript has 4 exons. Gene Ontology annotation, cellular component: nucleus; transcription factor TFIID complex. Bases 6 to 845 code for a protein of 279 amino acids.